CAAAGUCGCCAUUGAAAACUUGAGCAAGCUCUCCUCCAUACGGUUUUUCCAGAUUUUGAUUCGUUGUUUAUCUAUCUCUCUAUCAUUUGUAUUAUAGACUCAACUUACUUUCAUCCUAGAUUCUCCAUCCGAGAUUUAAUCUCUUUUAAACCGGAAUAUCAAGAUGAAACCUGUUUGCCCUUUUGUUAAAGCUGCUCGUCCUGAUGAUGCCCUCUUGAAGAAAGCAUGUGAAUCCCCUAAACAACAGGUUGGACAAGAUGUGAAGCCUAAACAAGAGUCUGCAGAACCUGGCAGUAUUUCUCCAAAAUGCCCGUUUGGAUAUGAUUCUCAAACAUUUAAGCUUGGACCUUUUAGCUGCAUGAUAUGCCAAUCACUUCUCUUUGAAAGUAGCAAAUGUAUGCCCUGUUCUCACGCAUUUUGCAAGGCAUGUAUAUCUCGCUUCAAGGAUUGUCCUCUAUGUGGUGCUGAUAUUGAGAUGAUUGAACCCAACCCUGAUCUUCAAAAAUUAGUUGAUCGAUUCAUUGACGGUCAUGCAAGGAUAAAGAGAUCUCAAGCUAAUACUGAUUCUGAGGACACCCUCAGUGAGAAGAGAACUAUUUUAUAUGAAGAUGUAUCAAUAGAAAGAGGUGCUUUCUUGGUGCAACAAGCAAUGAGAGCAUUUCGCGCCCAUAACAUUGAAAGUGCCAAACAUAGACUGAGUUUAUGUGCAGAAGACAUCAGAGAGCAACUUGACAGAGUGGGCAGCACAUCAGAUUUGUGUUCACAACUAGGUGCAGUUCUGGGCAUGCUUGGUGAUUGCUGUCGAGCACUGGAAGAUUCCGCUUCAGCUGUUAGUUAUUUUAAGGAUAGCGUAGACUUCCUAUUUAAAGUUCAAACUGAUGAUAUGGAGGUCAUACACACAUUAUCUGUAUCAUUGAAUAAGAUUGGAGACCUCAAAUAUUACGAAGGCAACUUGGAGGCGGCUAGAUCAUACUAUUCUCAAUCAUUAGAUGUUCGUCGUGACGCCAUCAAGAAGCUCUCCAGUUCUCCCUCACAGACUCUGGAUGUGGCUGUUUCUCUUGCGAAAAUUGCGGAUUUGGACAGGAAUAUUGGCAAUGAAGAUGUAGCAGUAGCUGGAUUUCAGGAAGCCGUUACUCUGUUGGAGUCAUUAACACUGAAUGCAGGAGAAGCCAGUCUUGAAAAUCGGCGACUUACAGUAUUGGAGUUUCUCAAAAAUCAACUUGAUGAAAAAGAACGCCAGCCAACCUCUUGAGACAAGGUAGAUUGAAUCGAAUAUCAUCUACUUAAUGUUUAUUUGGCCCCAUAAUAUGUACAUUAAUAGAACACGUUGCAAUUCAGUCUUGGACUGAUCGAUCAAAUGCUUAAUAUGCCAUGGAGGAAAUUCAACUUGAUGUGAUGAUUUUUUUUUUUUUUUAUAUAUAUACAUAAAGGCAUGCAUUUAUAUGGAAUAAUAAUAUUUAGUUGCUUCAAUAGAAGUGCUGCAAUGUCUAGA
Impatiens glandulifera is the source of this 1492-nucleotide messenger RNA. RefSeq names its product protein NCA1-like. Gene Ontology annotation, biological process: protein ubiquitination. Gene Ontology annotation, molecular function: protein binding; ubiquitin protein ligase activity. The transcript has 8 exons. The coding region runs from base 164 to 1252 and encodes 362 amino acids. NCBI's taxonomy places the organism in Eukaryota, Viridiplantae, Streptophyta, Magnoliopsida, Ericales, Balsaminaceae. The record is from RefSeq and is a predicted model, not a curated record.